Aspergillus luchuensis is the source of this 3504-nucleotide messenger RNA. Its product is annotated as putative secondary metabolism biosynthetic enzyme. NCBI's taxonomy places the organism in Eukaryota, Fungi, Ascomycota, Eurotiomycetes, Eurotiales, Aspergillaceae. The record is from RefSeq and is a predicted model, not a curated record. Gene Ontology annotation, molecular function: oxidoreductase activity; fatty acid synthase activity. Bases 1 to 3504 code for a protein of 1167 amino acids. The transcript has a single exon. Gene Ontology annotation, biological process: fatty acid biosynthetic process; secondary metabolite biosynthetic process.
AUGGCCUCAGUGGGUGGCAAAUAUGAAGAGCUUACCCGACCGCACCUAGUCAACCCUCGAGAUACAAUGACUCCAAUGUACUCAACGGUAUUUGGAAACCUACUAGCAAGCCCUAGUGAGCUUGACGCGGCGUAUUGGCGCCGAAGCUUGGAAUCACCUGUCCUGUUCUCAACCGCUUUCCGGGCUUUGGCCUCAUCCACACAUGACAAUCAUCAAGUUGUGAUAGAGAUCGGAUCGAAUUCAGCACUUAGAGGGCCAAUACAGCAGAUACUCCGUUCAAUCAACAUGAGCUUCACGUACUGUGCGACCAUGAGAAGCAACGAAAGUAACCUUUCUCGCGUCCUCUCUGUCGCUGGCACAGCUUAUGUCAACCAUUUACCCGUCGACCUCAUCGCUGUCAAUGAAGGCUAUCAAGGUGAAACUCUCACCGACCUUCCUCCGUACCCAUGGCAGCGCGAAGAUAUUCCCUGGGCAGAAACUCGAAUUAGUAAACAGUGGCGCUUGCGCCAAUUUCCACGCCAUGAACUCCUCGGGGCGCGAUGCUUGGAAUCCAAUGACUUCGAGCCUGCAUGGCGGAAUAUUCUCAAGGGUGAGGAGGUCCUGUGGAUCAACCACCAUCGCAUGAUGGGCUAUAUUGUGUUUCCAGCCGUUGGAUACAUAGCAUUGGCAUCGGAAGCUAUACGUCAGAUAACGGGCUCAAGUAUCUCUACACUAGAGCAAGUUAUGUUCAUGGAGGCCCUGGUCCGAGACGAAGAGGACAUUGAAAUCAUGACGACAAUGCGGAAGACCACAAUGAAUGCAACUAUGGACUCUGACUGGUAUGAGUUUACGGUUUGUUCCUAUAACGGUCAAGGAUGGACCAAGCAUUGCUCCGGGAGGGUGAGGGGAGGCACGGACCAGCCCCUUCCAUCAAACACGAUUUCUGAGCCAUUCGCUCGACAGAUUUCGUCAUACAGAUGGUAUCGCAGGUGUGAGAAAAAGGGACUCGAAUAUGGCUCCCGUUUUGAAGGUCUGCAAGAUAUCACCGCCAGCCCACUAAGGAAUGCAGCCCGUGGGCGAGUGGAGGAUGAUCGCGAGCUCCACGACAGUUACUACGCAAUACAUCCAACGAUCGUGGACCAAUGCCUUCAAGUAAUGGUGAUUGCCAGUGACAAAGGCGUCUCGCACUAUCCUGACAAGGCAGGCAUGCCGUUGUACAUCGACCGGGUUUACCUGGCCCCAGGAAGCAGCUCGAUGCUAGUCGAGGCGACGACGACUGAUCCAACAAAAGAGAGCCUAAGUGGGUAUUUCAAGGUGGUUUCUGAGGCAACUAGUGACGUGGUCUUGGAGAUGAAGGGUCUGCGCUUAUUGCCUGCACCAGAAGCUGUAUUGGAGUCGAAAGGAUCAAAGCUUGCAACUCAUCUCCAGUGGAAACCGGACAUUAGGUUUAUGUCGGCGACCCAACAAGUACCAACACCUGUGGGCCUAGAUCAACAGAAAACCCAGACAUUGGCUAUAGCGGGGAUCCUUCUCAUAUUUGCAAUGAUGGAGGCUCUGGAGCCUCAUGACGAGCUACCUCCGUACAUGGCGAGCUAUAAAAAACUCAGUAUCGGCAUAGGCAGGACGAUACUCCAAGGGAAGUAUGACCAUAUCCCUGGUAUUGGAACGGUGAAAAGCAUGGACAGGGAGCAGCGGACCGUUUUGUUCAGAUCCUUGCAAGGACAGUUCCCCGAACACAGGGUUGAACGAUGCUAUAAUGAUGCCUGGCGGUAUGCGAGUGAGCAUCCGGAAAAAUUGAUAAAUGGGGGGGUCUAUGAGGAUACCUCCCUCAUAGAGACCAUCAAGGGCAUUGUCGAGUGGAGCCUUGAACUAUACAAUUGGAAAGGUUUCCUGGGUCCACUAGCUCAUGCGAAUCCUGGUCUACGUGUCCUUGAAGUUGGAGCCGGGGCAGGUUCAGCAACAGUGAAUAUCUUGGACGCAUUGACCACUGAACACGGUGAUCGUCUGUUCGGUCAAUACACAGUCACCGACACUGUACCUGCGUUUGUGAAACAACUGGAAGAGCGUUUUGAAGGCGUGCCAAAGCUGGAGUAUAAAAGACUGGAUAUUACGAAGAGUGCAACAGAUCAGGGCUUCACAGAGGAGAGUUACGAUUUAGUGGUUGUGUGCAAUGUCCUAUAUGAGACACCUAUCCUCUGUCAGUCAUUGGCGCACAUCCGAUCCUUACUUGCGCCUGGAGGGCGAUUGCUCCUGUACGAGCCUUGCUCAGAGCUUCCACAUUUUGAUAUUGUCAUGGGACUUCUUCCGAAUUGGUGGCUAGGCGUGGGCGACAAUCAGGUUGAUAAGCCUCACGUUUCCGUGGAGCGUUGGGAGCAGGAGUUAGUCCAGGCAGGAUUUUCUGGCCUUGAUGGGUUCCAUUACAAUGCGCCUGCACCAUUUUACUGGCAGGCACUGAUGCUAUCAACAAAUCCAGCGGUCAAUACCCCGCGAGAAUCCAUGAACCUACUCUGCACUUCAGAGACAAGAUACCAGACAUGGAUGCAGAGCCUGGCGGUCUGCCUGUCCUCCGACGGCUAUGAUGUACAUUGGUGUACCUUUGAAGAAGAUCUCCCGACCGAAAACGUCAUUGCAGUACUCGACUUUGACAGACCAUUCUUAUAUGACAUAUCCCAAGCUACUUACACUAAGAUCCAGAGCUGGUUGGCCUCGGUGAAACGUCUCCUCUGGGUGACGCAUUCAAUGCAGAUUGAAUGCAAGGAUCCCCGGUACUGUCUGAUCCUGGGGCUCACUCGCACAUUGCGGUAUGAGCUGAAUGUCGACGUUGGCACUUGUGAGAUUGACUUGUUUGAGGAGGCUGCUCAUCCGGUGGUAAUGCAAGCGUACAGACAGCUUGGUACACCGAUCGGAGGACAGACGAUUCGCGAUUUCGAAUUCAUUCUGCAUCGGGGUGUAGGCCACACUGGUCGUGCAGCCAUCACCAAGGUUACAGACCAUCUCCAUUCCACAGACCAGCAACGGUCUUAUCAAUUAGACAUUCAAACUAUUGGUGACUUCAGCUCACUUGGGUGGAGACCCGUUUCUCUGGAGGAAGUUGGUCCACACGACGUCGAAGUCAAGGCCAGCUAUUUGGCGCUCAACUUCAAGGAUCUGAUGAUGGCUUUGGGCAUCGUGGAGCGAACGAAGACAAUGGAUUUUUGUUUUGAGGGGAGUGGUAUUGUCACUCGCGUGGGAUCGGAGGUGACAACAAUACAAGUCGGCGAUUCAGUGGCCUCUUUUCAUCCCCAGCCGAUGAGAAGCCUUGCUGUCUUGCCAGCUGAUGGGGUGGUCCGCCCUCCCAAGGGUGUCUCGCUAGCAGAAGCCGCAGCUGUUCCCAGUGCUUAUGGAACCGCUAUAUGUACACUGUUAGGUAUCGGGAAAUUGCAAAAGGGUCAGUCCGUUCUGGUUCAUUCCGCGUGUGGUGCAGUCGGACUGGCAGCAGUGCAUGUCUGCCAGAGCGUCGGUGCCGAGGUAUGUCAAACCAUUUAG